AGACAAACGGUCAGCCAUGAUACGAAACGCUUUGCAACGAUUCGCACGGAGGCUGAAUUACGCCCACGACCGGACCUUCUGUACGAGCAGUUCCAACGUCGACGUAAUCUUUCGGAAAGCCACGAUCAAUGACUACGAGGGCGUGAUGGACAUCAACCAUCAUGUGCUGCGUGGACGAGACUAUCUUCCAGCAGGAUACCACAGCACAGUUACAGACCCAAACCUAUCAGCUCUUCUUGGUGAAGUCGACAACCGGAUCAUUGCCUUCGUGUGCGGAAGACUCGUGGAUGGCUGUAGAACAGUGCUGUUCAUGUUCGGACGUACACACGCAACCUUCAGAGGUCAGGGUGUGAUGGGCCGACUGUUACAUUACCUGAGGUCAAGUUAUUCCGGCAAUAACAACAUCCUGUAUGAAAUGUUUCUGACAGAAUACGGGCAUCCCAUGCUCUCCCACCCAUACUCACAGGGGUUCUCGCGGGUUCUGAAGAGGCCUGUCCAUUGUUUUCCUUUUCACAUGAACGACCUUCACCUUAAUCAGGUGCCUCUUAAUGGCGUCCAGUUUUCGAUUCCUACACAACAAGAUUUGGAAAGACUUAUGUCUGACAAACAAACACAUGGCUACCUCUUUCCAGGAGAUCGACUUAUUGUGAACAGGAUUCCGUUGAGAGCUCAUCCUCAAAACAUUCCUCUGAUGUUCGCAGUCGAGGCUUGUUUUCACACUGGCGAAUCCCCACGAGAGUGUCUUUCAUUUGGCAAAAGCUACUGGUGUAAACUCGGCCUUGCUUAUAAUAUUGACAUCUACGGAGACGACCCUGUAGGCCUUAGAGCCCAUGUAUACAAGCACCUGCAAGAGAUAGCGAAUAUUGCACAGAUACGCCGAGAAAUGUACAGACGUGAGGAUGGAAGUCGAAGAGAGGAGCACGAUGAAGCUGAUGAGAGAGUCCACCUCCUUAUCUUUGGGUCGGAGUCUGUGGACAUGAGCAUUGUUUAUGACGCCCUGAGUUCAUUAGGCAUCAACAAUGCGGAAUGGCCAGACAAGGCACAGGUCGUCAUUGAAGGAGACUUCAGAGUAGAGUAGUACAGACUGACCAGACAAGGCUUGAACCAGAAAGUCCUCUGUCAGCUUAAAAACAAGGUUUUAUGUUCUUCUGGUUCAAUAACGGGAUUGGCCAAUCUGAGCCAUUGUGUCAAUCACAUAUACUCAGAGCUUUUUCAGUCCAUUGUGGGCAUUUAUGAAGAUAUCCAAUAGUAUUUUGUGAACAAAAUAUUGUGACGGUUUGA
Molecule: messenger RNA, 1281 nt
Organism: Haliotis rubra (blacklip abalone)
Lineage: Eukaryota; Metazoa; Mollusca; Gastropoda; Lepetellida; Haliotidae
Exons: 3
Coding region: 17-1078 (353 amino acids)
Molecular function (GO): acyltransferase activity, transferring groups other than amino-acyl groups
Source: RefSeq, a predicted model, not a curated record